UCCCUCUAUAUAAGCGGCACCCUGCGUUUAGCCUGAUUUCAGCACGGAAAGCGUUCUUCAGUUCAAAUUACAAAAGCUUGAGCUUGUACUGACAAUUCAAUGGCGGAGGAAGUGAUAUUGUUGGACUUUUGGUCGAGCCUGUUCGGGAUGAGGGCCAGGAUUGCCCUGAGAGAGAAGGGCGUGGAGUUCAAUCCGAGGGAGGAGGAUCUGAGCAACAAGAGCUUCCAACUCUUGAAGAUGAACCCGUUACACAAUCAAAUCCUUGUCCUCAUCCACAAUGGCAAGCCGGUUUGUGAGUCCCUCAUCAUGGUCCAGUACAUCAACGAGACCUGGGAGUCUCCUCUCCUGCCUUCGGAUCCUUAUGAGCGUGCCUGUGCCAGGUUCUGGGCCGACUAUGUGGACAAGAAGAUGUACUCGGUGGGGCGAAGGGCGUGGCUGUCGACGGGGGAGGCGCAGGAGGCGGCGAAGAAGGACAUCGAAUGCUUGAAGGUGUUGGAGGGAGAGCUCGGGGACAAGGCUUACUUUGGCGGUGAGAGGUUUGGGUGUGUGGAUGUGUCGCUAAUACCGUUCUAUAGCUGGUUCUAUGCUUUGGAGACAUUCGCCAACUUCGGCAUGGUGGAGGAGUGCCCCAAGUUGGUGGCAUGGGCCAAGCGGUGCAUGCAGAGGGAGAGCGUGGCCAAACUUCUGCUUGGGACACUCUGCUUCGAUGUUGAAGUUCCCAAACGUCUCGUAGUAGUAGAACCAGCAGUAGAAGCUGAGCGAUAUGGUUGCUCAAAGAUAACCAUAACUCGAUUUGAUAUUGAAACAUAUACAUUAAUAUAUAUAUUUGAUAAAAAGUCCUUUGGUUAA
Molecule: messenger RNA, 849 nt
Organism: Syzygium oleosum
Lineage: Eukaryota; Viridiplantae; Streptophyta; Magnoliopsida; Myrtales; Myrtaceae
Product: probable glutathione S-transferase
Exons: 3
Coding region: 100-849 (249 amino acids)
Biological process (GO): glutathione metabolic process
Cellular component (GO): cytoplasm
Molecular function (GO): glutathione transferase activity
Source: RefSeq, a predicted model, not a curated record